Messenger RNA from Ostrea edulis (European flat oyster), 3572 nucleotides. Its product is annotated as LRP2-binding protein-like. The coding region runs from base 140 to 1177 and encodes 345 amino acids. The record is from RefSeq and is a predicted model, not a curated record. NCBI's taxonomy places the organism in Eukaryota, Metazoa, Mollusca, Bivalvia, Ostreida, Ostreidae. The transcript is spliced from 8 exons. Gene Ontology annotation, molecular function: protein binding.
UCUACUUAUUGCAGACCCAUCAUUGACCAGGAAGAAGUGAACGUCUGUCAAACUCGCGUCACCAAUUCGGAACGAUUGUUUGGUUUUGAAUGUUAUACACGCCUUGAUAUUGUUUGGUUUCGCGGACUUGUCGUUAGGCAUGGAGUUGUCUGGGGAUAUUCCAAAAGAGAAGGUUCCUUUUACAAAGGAGAAGAGUAUCCUAAAUGACAUCGCCCAGGAGACGCGGGAAACGCCGGGCUACGGCUCACUGACGGAGGAGGAACUGAUGGAAAAGGUGGAGAAUAUCCUGUUAGAAAGGAUUAAAAAUGGCGAAAGACGGGCGUACUUCCAGCUGGGGCUGUUUUACUAUGAACAGAAUCUGUUUGACAAAGCUAGGAUAUACUUUGAGCGUUCGCGAGACUUUGACUUUCAGUCAGUGUUCCUGCUGGCGUGUAUGUUGUUUGAUGGCCAGGGAGGCAAGUCAGAUGAGAGACUUGCUGUGGACUAUCUGAAGAAAAUAGCAAACUCAGAUGCCAAGCAGGCCAAGCACCUCAAGUUUGCAGCCUUGUUCAACAUCGGGCGAGCUUAUUUCCAGGGAUUUGGUGUGAAGCAGUCUGACGAUGAAGCACUGAGGUACUGGUUACUGGCAGCUGAUGAUGGAAAUCCCUCCGCCAGCAUUGUCGCUCAGACAACUCUUGGCAUGUUUUACUCUCGACAAAGUGACAGUCUAGAUCUUAAAAAAGCUUUCUUCUGGCACAGUGAGGCUUGUGGGAAUGGAAGUUUGGAAUCUCAAGGUGCUCUGGGUGUAAUGUACGAGUAUGGUAUAGGUGUGAAACAGGAUGCAGACAGCGCCUAUGUCUGUCUAAAGGAAGCCUCGGAUCGCGGAAACGUGUACGCCAUGGGAAAUCUUGUAGCCAAUUACUACAGGAGGAAACUUUAUACAAAAGCUGCAGAUCUAGCGACCAGAGUAUCCCAGUUUUCUGAUGUCUCACGAUUAGCAGAGGAGAUUGGAUGCCUCCCAAGCUACAUAGCUAAGGGGAUCUCCAUGGGGUGCUUCUACUAUGCUAGGUGUCUCCACGAGGGGCAUGGAGUCAGAAAGAAUGAGGAUGAGGCCAAAAUGUUUUACUCCAAGUCCUAUCAAUAUGAUCCGGACGUCUGCGCCAGAUUACAAAACAUUACUCAGCAUGGCGUUAUAUGAUAUCCAUAUGUUGUGAUGUCAGAACAUUGUGAUGUCAUCAUUCGGAUUACUGAUCAGCAUUAGAGGGGUGGAUCAUAGGGCCUCAGGGUGAACUAUACUGCUGAUCAUAAUAUUUUUGUAUUGUUAUACAUUUUCAUGAGAUGAUGUGAUUAUUUUAGAUGCCUUUUUGUGAUACUGUUUUGACCUUUCUCUGUGAUAAUUGACCUUUACAUCAGAAAUCCUGCUGCAUUUAUUGUUGAUGUUUUUUGUUACAAAAUGUAUUUAUUGAUAAAAUCGCUGUGCCAACAAGACAAGGCGAUUCUGAUACAGAUAUCAAAUUGUUUUUAACCUAUUGCUUAAUAGAACGUGUAUCCAUGUCUUCAUGGAGCCAGGAAUUAGCUCCACAUAUUCACGUUUGCCAGGCCAGAAGUUUUUGGCACCAGUCUAAAUUGCAUGUCUCUGUCCUAGUCAAAAUGUCUACGUUCAAAUCAUAUAUCAGUCCUUUACUUUGUACUAAUGUCCCCUAAUGUUUUCCUAUUUAAAAAUAGUUUGUAAAUAUGAAAUUUAUCGGCAGAAGUGAAUUCCUUCCUGUAUCUGAGAUUGUGUGCUAGCAGAGUCCUCAGAAUUGAUUUAUAUGAGCCGGUAUCAUGUGUAUAUUAAGUGGUAAAGAUUGAGUUUGGUGGACGUUUUUGCAUAUCUAUUGAUUUGCGUCAUUACAUCCUUCUGUGGAUUCCAAUUGACAUCAAAGCCAUUCCUCUCUGUAAUUUAUAGACAUUAGCCUAGAUGUUAGGUUUUUGUACUUGUAUAUGUAUAUGCACCAAGUUUCACCUCAUUUAUUCAUCCAAAUAUAGCAUAAUUCUGGUGUAAACUUAGAUUUUAUGUAACCACAUCUUUAUCCUCUCUCUUUGGCACUGAAAAGUUUGACAAGAGCUGGAUUUUUUUUUAUAUUUACUAAGCUGCUGGUUAUAAAAGAACUCAUUACUUGUGACAACUUCAGGAUAAUUAUUUGGUGUUGAGGUUUUUGAGGUAUUUUGUUAUGAAUGUCCACUGCUUUAUCAGACUCCAGUAUGUUAACUGAUAAUGGGCGUAUAUUUUCAGGUGUUGCACUUUUACCAGGUGUAACACCUGUAGGCCAGACAUGUCUCAAUGUGGGCAAAUUUUUCACCUGCCUUACUCAAAAUCCUCCAUAGCUAAAUAGACUGUGAACUAAAUAUGUCAUUGAAUCAAUAAAAGUCUUUUUUCUAUACUUUUUAAAUAUUUACGUGUAGUACAAAAAUACAAUGCAUUUUUUUGUCUGAUGAUGUAUUUUUAAUAUACAUAAUUAUCAAAUAGAUGUGAGGGCAUUGUACAUAGAGUUGUGCAGAAUUGAAAAGUGUAUCUCAAUGAUAUUUAUCAAAAAUAUAAUCUAUAGUCUCCAAAGAACUAGGGUUCCUAAAAUGUAAGUAUUCUUUAAUUCUUCUAGUAGUGUAGACUGAUUUCCAUUUUAGUGAUGUUAAGAAGUUGGUGAGUAGCAACAAUGAGUAGCAACAAUCUAGAAAAUUUUGUUAAAGAGAUAAAACACGAAGUUGAACAGAUCUUAAAUUGAUCGUGGAAGUUGAACAGAUCUUAAAUUGAUCGUGGAAGUUGAACAGAUCUUAAAUUGAUCGUGGUUCUUGCGUUAUGCUCAUACUUUUAAAACACGAAGUUGAACAGAUCUUAAAUUGAUCGUGGUUCUUGCGUUAUGCUCAUACUUUUUUAAAGAAGAGAAAAAUGCUGAUUUUUGGCCUGCGUAUAGAAAAUAGCAAGAUUAUAUGUCUGUGAUGUUGGACAAAGGAAAUUCAGUCAUAAUUAAUUCGAUAUCCCAAACCUACUUAACAAUGAAUUCAUUUCAGUUGUCAAUGACGAUGUAAUUUAAUUUUGUCUUAGAGAGCGGAUAGUCAUAUUAAUGGAAGUCACAUGACAAUUACAUUCAUGAGUUUUGUUGUCGCUGGAAACACAGUGACAGGCUUUGUCUGUGUAUCUGUCAGAGUCUAUAAAACUUCAAAACUGUUAGAAAUAGGAGUUAUAGCAUGUUGUGUAGUUCGUUUGAUAUUUAGAAUGAUCACUGAUGCCCUCGCAGUUCUUAGGAGAAUCUAGUUUAUGACAAUGUUCUGCAAUGUUAACCCUCUGUAAGGCUUUUUGUCUUUAUCUGUGAGAACUCUGUAUAGUUAUAGUUUGGUGUAUUUGUGUGCAAUGUUUCCAACUACUGAAUAUAUCCAUAAUAGUUCUAAAUAUAAAAUCAAAUUGUACUAGCUAGGACAGUAAGCUGGCUUAUGUUUAGAAACACUUUUAUACAUUUUGUACAUGUAAUCUUACUUAGUCAUUUGAUGUUUGUUAACUUAAAUUUUUGUUGUAUUGUUUUUCAUGCGAUUUAUAUAAUAAAAUAUUUGUACAUGUA